Messenger RNA from Paramuricea clavata, 9300 nucleotides. The record is from the annotation of a GenBank genome assembly. Lineage: Eukaryota; Metazoa; Cnidaria; Anthozoa; Malacalcyonacea; Plexauridae.
UAAGUAAGUUAUAGGAAGUAAGUUAUUUCAUGUUGAAGUUCUUUAUUUAAUUAUAAAAACAUUGUGCCACUUUAGUUAGUUUUGUUAUCUUUUGUAUACAGGGUGUAAUAAAAAUGGUUAAACUGAGUUUUUGUCGUGGGUCACAUGGGAAAGUCGUUAAUUCAAUGUCAUUUAAAAUUUUAAUUAUGGUAUUAAACACUAAAAAAACUGCCAACUGUUUGUUUUAUAUAUUUCAAAUGCCCCUGGAAAAAGGAUGAAAAAAGUCCUGGAAAACCCUGGAUUUUUUAAAUUAUGAAGGUGUACGAACCCUGUAUAAAAGGACUUGCAUCACGACUCUCUUCUGUCAUAAAGUGUAGGUAGUUCGAGUUCUGUUAGACUUUGGCUGUACCACAAGGAAGGGCAGAUAACUUUAGUUGCACGUCGUUGGACAUUUUUCCACAACCACCAUGUUGUUAAGGGAAAAUGGAAGGUGUCAUGUAAUUUCUAUUAACAUGUAAUAUAUUGUUGUGUUUCGUUGGGACGUACUUUAUGUAAGAACAAUAUAAUUUAACUAAGACGUAAUUACGAGAGCACGAGGGAGAAUGUAAGGAGUUGGAAAGUACAGUGUUUGCUUGGAAGGAUUAUAUGUUGAAGUGUUCAUACCAAAUGUUUUUAUUUAUUAUUGUACUGAUUGUAAGCAACUGAAUAAAUACAAAAUACAACUUUUGUGUGUAUUAUCAAACUUUUGCAACAUAGUGGUCCUAUUCGAACCAGAUUUCAUAACACGUCGCUAAUCGAAGGAAUUCACGUAAACAUGGACAAUCUGUCGAAGUUCUUACACACAAGAGGAAGUCACAGAUUUUACAUAAACAAAUUAAUGGCAGAUCUCGAGGAGAAAAUCGGUGUAUUUAUGGAACUGGCAACAAACAGGUUAUUACAGAGCUUUGACAAUUGAAAAUAACAUUCCAUAAAAGGAAAGAUACUUUGGGGCACAUUGACGAACAUAUACUCGAUUUACUUUGUUGGAACAAAGACAUAUCUGAUGAGGAAAUCUUGGCAGAAGCCGAAGAUGCUGGGAGAUUCAACGCUAAAAUGUUAGAUGCUACAUUGGCAAUCGAGACAGCAUUAAAUAUGACAGUAAAACUGACAGAAACAGUACCAACAACUAGCUCAACACCGUCGACAAAUCAAGUCGAAAAUACAGAAUCUGUGACACAAGCAAGUGGCAUAACAGAGCCUGUGACACAGGAAGCAAAACAUGGAAGCCAGUGAACAAAUUCAACAACAAGUGCCAAUUCCGCCAAGUGGCAAUUCCGCCAAAAAGACGAUUAGCCCCUACCUUGUAUUUUUUUGCUUCUACAGCAGAGUACAGAACAAUCGGCAAUCUUUUGGAGUCUCUGCAUCAUUUGUUUGCCUGUGCGUGAGAGUCGUGUGCCGUGCUAUUACUAAACAAUUGGCCAAAGUGAUCAAUUUUCCAAAAGGAAACCAACUCCUGGAAGUGAUUGAGGGCUAUGAGAAAACAUGGGGUUUUCCAAUGUGUGCAGGGGCUAUUGAUGGCACACACAUACCAAUCCUUGCUCCAUGGGAAAGCCAUGUAGAGUAUGUUAAUCAAAAAGGCUAUCAUAGCAUUCUAAUGCAGGCUGUGGUCGAUUGCAAUUACCUCUACAGGGAUGUUGCGAUUGGAUGGCCUGGGAGUGUUCACGAUGCUCGCGUUUUUUCCAACUCGGAAAUUUAUAAGAACGGCAAUGAGCAAAACCUUUUCCCAAACGACCUAACAGAGGAGAUAAAUGGAGAUGAAAUCCCACCGUUCAUUGUGGCAGAUCCAGCUUAUCCACUCUUUGCCAUGGGUUAUGACAAGAAUGCACCUAGGCGUGUACGGGGUUUGACUAUCGACUGAGUCGUGCCAGGGUGACAGUGGAAAAUACUUUCGGCAGAUGGAAAGGAAGAUUUACUCGAUUUUCUAAGCAAGUUGACAUGGAGGUAGCAACCUUGGUGAAUGUCACAUAUGCGUCUUGUAUUUUGCACAAUGUAUGUGAGCUUCAGAAGAAUGACUAUUUGCCAUGUUGGGAAGAAAACGAAGUUGUCCAAGAGGUGGAGGAAGAAAUCGAUGAUAACGUACUACCUGAUGCUCACAAUAUUAGUGAGACAUUGGCAAAUUAUUUCUCAGCAUGAUAACUCAUGCGCUAUCUGAAAAGCGUGUAUACUUAUAUACUGCUUCAUGUAGAAAAAACUUUUUUACCAAAGGUUAUGUGAUAUGUAAAAUAGGUGCACAGAUACAGUUCUAUGCUAUAGACUAUUCCACAGUUUAGCCCCUCUAUGGAUAAGACUUUUAGAGAUAUUCAGUCUUAGGUUUGAGCAAUGCAUAACUAUAAGUCACUGAAUGAUGUUCUUACCACGUAUUGAUGUUUUUUAAACAAACAACAGCAAAAUGUUAUCUACUUGUUUCUAUAAAUAAUAUUAAUAAAGUGAAAACGUUCAACAAGUUCGUACUAAAGAUUUCUCGACAACGUAGGGUAUCGGACGGCGUGACCAUGAUCUAUAUACAAAACAUCGCACGUCAUUGACCGAUGAUGCUUCUGAGCGAGCUGUGACUGACGCAAAAAUACCACGUCAAUGGCGUCAUCCAUCUAGCCUCUAAUGACCAUUACUAAAACUGUCUGUACCAGUGUAGGUAGUACCAAUGUGAAAAUGCUGUGCUGAGUGGUUAUAUUACUACCUGAAAUGAACAAGCAGAAACUCGACGUUUCGAGCGAAGACCCUUUGUCAAGAGUGAGCACAGCAUUUUCUAAUGACCAUUGUGCUCGACCAAGAAAAAGAAUGAAUUAACUCAGAUCAUUAUAUACAAAUUUACAACAGUUAAUAAAACUUUUCUAUACACCUUAUUGUAGUUAAUCCUCUGGUAUGGAUUUCGGUUAAUGUCGUUAUAGCAUUGAAAGAUGUUACCAUCAGACUCAUUUCAGUGAAAAAGUACUAUAUAUCUACUAUAUUUCCACAAUUUAACAUUUUUGUUAACAAAAUAAGAACUGUAAAAUCUAAGUAUUGACAAUGACCCAUUUAAAUACUUCUGAUGAUCUGAUGUAGUUAUCCAUCUGCAUUGCAAAGUCGUCUCUGUCAGCCGCGCCGCUUGAACAAGUUACCAGCAUUGACUGGAAAUUUCAAGUUAUACCGAACCGUUUAAUAAACGAGAAUACGAUUUUCUAAUGACAAAUGUAUUAACAAUUAUAUUCCCUCGCAACAGCACAUAUUUUAAACAAGCAUAUCAGAAAUAAUAGACACAAUUUUGUAUUUUGGAAGAGCGUAAAAAUACAUGUCUCCUUGUCACAGUUGCUUGGGGUAUAUAUAUUUAUGGGUUUAAAAUAACUUGUUACAUAUUAAAUUAAAUGAGCUUUAAAUCAAACAGCACAACUAUGAAUGUUCUCCCAAUGAAAAUGGUACAAGGAGAAACAGGGGAAAUGUCUUAAAUUUAUUUAAUUGCCACACAGGUUAUAAAGACGAGCUUCAUUUCUUUGAUACUACUGCAUGGCCAGAAUUGAUUGAUGUUGAUAAUCAUGUGAAAUAGACACUUCCCGAAUUUGCUUGAGUGCACACGAAACAAUAGCUUGGAAUCGAGGCGGACAAUGUAAUCCAUUGGAAAACUAUACUUAUUUCCAAUGGAUUACAUUGCCCGCCUCGAUUCCAAGCUAUUGUUUCGUGUGCACUCAAGCAAAUUCGGGAAGUGUCUAUUUAAGCUGCAAGAAGCAAGAAAUGCCAUGGAAAAGACAAAGCUGAAAUAUAGCUUUGCUCCUGCAUACAAAAAUGCUAAGAGAAAACGUGCUAGCUAGGGCAAAAUCUCAGAAAAAGUUUCUGAAUGUCUGCAUACUGAAAAUGAAGUGGACGGGAUUGAAGUCGAUAUCGAUGAGCUAGAAGACAGUGAAUAUGAAACUGAUGAAGAUGCCAUUAAAUAUUAAUUUAUAAAGGGUGAGAUUUUAAUUUUUGUUGUAUUUUAUAUCAGUAUUAAAACUAUAUUUAUGUGGUCACAUAUACCUUUGGUUACCAGGCUUCUUCAUCAAAAAUGCACUGGUGUCCUAAAGAUCACAGUAUAAGGGUAUCAUAUGACCUCAGGCUGUUACCAACAAAUGAAAGCCAAAUGAUGCAAUAGCAUCUAUUGGCAAGUCUCCUAUUGUCACCUGCCCUGCCUGGCUUUUAAUACGAUGGCAGGGGUGCAUUAUAUACAUAUAUAUAUUUUUGAACAUUUUUUCAGCAGCUACAGAAAUUCAGUAUUACACAACAAACUACAGAAGCGGAAGUGUGCAGGUAUUUCUGUUUUGACUGUAAAUAUUUUGUAGUUUACAUUUUUCAUGGGUUUGCUUAAUAAUUAAUGGGGUAUCUUUUAAGUACUAGAUAAAACAUGAGCACAGCCGACGCUCAUGUUUUAUCAUGCUUAUAAAAGGACCCAUCUAAUUAAGAUUUUAUUGGCUAAGUAUUUUUUAAAACUAGAAAUACAUGCAUGCAGUAACCCCUUGCCAAUAUUUCCAUACAUUAAACAUGAAGUAUUCAGAAAUGACCAGCACUGAACGCAGGCUCGCACUCAAGUGUUGCCAUGACAACACGAUAUUCUUAAAUUUUUAUUUUCAUAAUUAUUUUGUACAAAACUGCAAAAUAGUUGAAAGAUUCGUACUUUUAACUAUACAACAAUAAUUUUCCGAAAUACAUACUGUAGGUAUAUUAUUUUGCAUUUUGUGAGCUCAAAAUUUAAUGUAAAAUCUAACUUGAAACGCUUUGUAAAAUGUUUUGAAAUGUUCAUUCAAGUAAACCUACAUUUUGCCGAUAAACUAUUUUUACUUAACAAAACAUGAUAAGUUUAAUACAAAUAAAAUAGUUAGGUAAUUUCAGUUCAGUCUCUAAAUCAAUUUGUUCGCCUUCACAUGUUAAGAUUUUUUCUCAAAUUAAACGGUAAUUUAUGAUACUUAGAGCUUCUAUAGUUCAUGUUUUUUAUUACGUAAAAGUUAAAGCAACAAAAUUCGUAGACAUUUUAAAAAUAUUCAAAGCAAACUUGCCGUAUAUUUCACGGUUUCCUGUAGUAAACCAAUUCUUCUCAUUUCUUCAAACAAAAUUGCUUCAAGCUUGUUGUAUAUGAAACGAUUUUCCAAAUAUGAAAUCUUGCUUGCCAUAUUUUUGAGAUAAGGAUGACCACCCACUCAAGAUCGUCGUUCGUUGGUCAGAGCCCGCGAUGUGCGUUCGCGAUAUGCGUUCGUUGGUCAGAGCCCGGACUUCGCUAAUGCUUUCGUUUCCCCGGGUGUAAAUAGCCGGGGGGAAUUAGUACCCUCGCACGGCACGAAGCACCGUCGGCGCAGGGAUAAACAUUGUCUAAUAAACAUUGUUAAUGAGUUUUAUAAAUUAUAUUACAAAACUGAAGUGCAACUGUUAAAAAUAAACAUUGUAUAAAAUUAAUUCAGUUAUGAUAUAUAUAUAAGUCUUAUUAAACAAACUUGAACUUUCACAUAACAUGUAAUUAAAGCAGAUUUUUUCCUAAAAAAUUGACCAAAAUUUGGAAUAGUGUUUGCCUCUGGUGGAAGCGGGGCCUUCUCCGGAAAUGCACGAAAUGGUAAAUAAGGUUUACAAUUGUGUCUUGCUCGAUAUUUUUUUGUUCAUUAUUCUUGCACAAUAUCAUGGGAGGAUUCUACCCCCCACCCAUCAAAUGGUCUGUCCAGCCUUAACACAGUCAUAUGGUCAGCUGGUAGUGAACAAAGAAUAUGUUGCAGACAAUUUGUGGUCUAAUAUUGGCAAUUGACAUCUAAUUAUCAUCCACACAAAAGUUGCCUAUUAUUGUCAGAGCUUUAAAUGUUGUGUACUAUUUGCGCAGAUACAUGUACGUCUGGCGUACCAAUGUUUCAUGGAAAACGACGCUUCAAAAUGGAUGAAAUCAUUAGGCACCAGUCAUUUCACCAAAGCUGGUUUUCAAAUAGCAAUUUGUUUCACCCAAAUUGACUUUUUUUGUUUAAAACCAAUUAGUCAGCUUCUUGAUAUGUAUUUCUUGCUUUUAUAUUUAUUUGGUUACAUAUUUCCACUUCAAUGAGAAAUUUAAAGUAAGGCUAAGAUUUUGUUUUGUUCUGGUCCGAUCCACUGCUUAUUAUCCAGAGUGGAAAUGCACAGAUUUUGUUUUGUUCUGGUCUGAUCCGCUGCUUAUUACCCGGAGUGGAAAUGAGCUUUUACUGGAAAUCGCUUGUACCAGAUUGAAAAAAAAUCUGUUAGAAUAAGCGAUUUCCAGUAAAAGCUAAUUUCCACUCUUGAUAAUAAGCAGUGGAUCGGACCGGAACAAAACAAAAUCUGUGCAUGUGCCAUCAGUAGAAAUUUUUGGUUCCAAUUGAUCCGGCAACAUUGCUGGCCCGGAUAAUAAAAAUUUUUGGUCCGGUCCGUGGAUUAAACCUGGCGACCAAUCAAAAUGCUGUAAUAUCUCACAUAAAUAAAAUAAUUAAAUAAUACCUGUAUAAAAGUUUCAAGAUGCAGGAUAACUUAGGAGCUGCUGAGGAGAAUUCAAGGGAAAAUUUGCAAGAAGUGGAGAAUACAACAGCUCCUUUGAUACAGCAACCCACAGCACUACCACCUCUGCUGCAAUACAAGGAUAUUGCUGCCUGUUGUGUACAAAUUUAAGAUCGAGCAUAAAAUGUUCUGAAAAAUACUUGUAAAUAAGCAAUUAAGUGAAGUACCAGAACCCAAAAUUGAAAUAUGGAUUAUGGUAUUGCUAUUGUGUUGAUGAUAUAACACACAAUUAUUUGUACAAAUAUUAAAGGCCAUAUAAAGUCUGUAAUGUAAACAAAUGCUUUGUGUACAUUUUGAACUCAGUGCUACAGUUGUAAAAUAUGAUUAUGUGUAUAUUAUCCUGAAUUUUUAACACUCUUCUAUUUCGCUAUUGUUUGUAAAUGAAUACAGACUAGAGAUCAAUUCAAGAAAGUUCGAAAGGUGAAAGAAAUAUUAACAUUCCAUUGGUCGGGUCCCGACCAUUGGAAUGUAGGCCUGCGCAGAACAUAUGCACAGAACGAACUUUACAUGGUCUUUAAAAUAUAAAUUUGGAAUGGAUAAAAUUAUUAAUUAGCAAUGCACCCCAGGUGCUCCCCAAUCCUCAGCUAUAUUAUUCUGUCUUAUGCCAGACAAUUUUCCUUGUCAGUGUGAGAUUUUUUCCACUUAAUGGUAAAUACAUGUAUGUUUGUCAUUGUUGUUGAAUAUGUUAUUUUGCAUUUGCAGCUGAGGUAAUCAAGGGUUAAAUUGGAAAAAUUAAAGGAUAACCACAGAAAAUGUCUUAAUUUUUGGCUACAAGAUCUGGUGCUGGAACAAAAAAUCACCCAUGUGCAAUUUGUUUGCAUAGCUUUUUCGUUUGCGAGACACUUUUCUCAACCGAAAAACUGAGAGCAACCUCAUACCUCAACCAGGAAGCAACCUACCUCAACCUCAAAACGUUGACUUUAGUGUACCUGUUGGUGAUAAUACCAAACCUAAGCUUAAUUUCUGCUAAUGAACCACCUACAACAUCAGCACCCUCACAACAUUUUGCUAGCCCAUUUAAAAAGCAGGAGUAUGAAAAUAAUAAGAGAAAGAAAGCAAACAACAUACAGCUUGGAAUUGAUGCUUUACUUGUAAAAACCCUCGAUAUGGAUUCCUCUUCUGAGCGUAAAGAUAUGGAUUCCUCUUCUGAGCGAUCUCCAAAACAAGCAUUGACAUGGGGCCAGUUGUACGAAAGGUGGAUAAAUUGCUAUCCGGUGGAUAAGUCCCUAUCCAGCGGAUAAAUUUUAUCCGGAGUGAAAAUCGCACUGUACGAAGCUUGGAUAGCGCUAUCCAAUGGAUAAAAUGCACUAUCCAUUGGAUAAAUUUAUCCAAGGUCCGGAAGUAGUUUAAAUCCACUAUCCAGCAGAUAAACUAAAGUUUGAAGACAAAACAAUGUGUAUUUCACUUAAAAUUGAUUGCUAUUGUGAUAGAAAUGGACUAAUAGUUUAGAAGUCCCUUUCUUGACACUAUAAAAUAAACAUGCAAAACUUACUUUGUAUGACUAUCGUCUUUUGGGGCAGCUGCUCUUCAUACACCAAGCUCACUUUGACUCACUAGCCCAUUACUAAUAAUGCCAUGGCUUUGCCAUAUUUUAUGCAGAUCAGUGUCAGUGCUUAGACGUUAAGUUUUCUGGCUUUAAUUUCUUUAUUAUAUAGCUUGAAAACAAGCAAUAAAACUUUCAUCAAAUAAGUUCCCUUCAACGGCAAACAAAUAUAGCUACAUAUAAUAGACAACGAGGCGCCGAAAGUCGAAAACUUUUGUUCACUGCCUUGAUUAGCCAAUCAAAUCUUGCGAGAAAAUGUUCUUAAAAUGGGCCAAUUGCGGAAUUGCUAAGCAUCAUGGUAGUUUAGUUACACAGCAGAAUUUUUCAACAUGGCGCUUACACUUUUCGAACGAGGGAAGGUGCUAAACACAUGAGAAUUGCAAGAAAACUUUCAUCAUUUUCGCUUUGAUUAAAGUUUUGACGAAAUCUGUACGACUUGUUUCAUAUUUCUACUGCGUCUUGGGCUUCUACGAGCGAGUGUGGUUAAAAUAUUUAAGAUGGCGUACAGAGGCACUGAAGUGGGGAAGGAGUUCGAUUCGUAGGAGUCAGGAACAAAUUUUUGAAUAUUUCACAAUAUAAAGGUGAGUACUGCAUUAAAUUAUUUUCUAGGUAAGCAACACGUUGUGACUUAUUGUUUCCCUAAAAAUUUCAACGAUCGGUUUAAUUCUAGCGACUUGAGAGACAAAAAUGUUUGCACACUUGACCGCCUCAAAACAACACAUGUUUGAUCAAAUGUUCUUCUCACAAAGCAAAACAUUAGGUUGUUUGGUGCGAAAAAUAAAAACAGUUACUGUUUGAAAUACCGAGCUUUCACAUUUCAAAGAUUUAAAAAGUACUAUUCACUGCUGUUCAAGUGUCUUAUUGGAGUUUUUUAACUACAACAUAUUUACGCGAGUCAAAUUUGAAACAAACUCCUUGUUUCGAGUAUAUUUUGGCAAGUUUCGAGUAUAAAUCGGCUAGUUCAAUAAACAUGCCUGUUGUAAUUUUAGUUACCAAUUUGUUGGAAACUGGUGCAUACCCUGGACCAACCACAAACGCCUUUGCUGGGGCUGGAUACCCGCUCGUAGAAGGUAAAAGACUCCCUGUUGGUAAGGCCAAACUGGAGGGCAGACAAUCUAAGGAUGUGCUGUCACCACCCUCCGUCCAAGAGGGCCUAACUAGACCAUCACAAUGCGGUGGCUGAGACACAAACGAAGGGGUAGAAGCCGCAACAUGUGGCUGUGCGUUGUCUAACGUGCAAUAUGUAGAUAUAAAUGACG